UGGCGGAGAGGGGUGGUGGAGGACACUGAGUGGAGGUCAGUGGAGGGAUUGACAAAGAGAGGGGUGGAGGACACUGAGUGGAGGUCAGUGGAGAGAUUGACAAAGAGAGGGGUGGAGGACACUGAGUGGACGGGGUGGAGGACACUGAGUGGAGGUCAGUGGAGGGAUUGGCAGAGAGGGGUGGAGGACACUGAGUGGUGGUCAGUGGAGGGAUUGGCAGAGAGGGGUGGAGGACACUGAGUGGAGGUCAGUGGAGGGAUUGACAGAGAGGGGUGGAGGACACUGAGUGGAGGUCAGUGAAUGGGUUGGCAGAGAGGGGUAGCAGACACUGAACGG
Molecule: messenger RNA, 336 nt
Organism: Staurois parvus
Lineage: Eukaryota; Metazoa; Chordata; Amphibia; Anura; Ranidae
Source: the annotation of a GenBank genome assembly